Lobosporangium transversale is the source of this 753-nucleotide messenger RNA. RefSeq names its product insulin-induced protein-domain-containing protein. The coding region runs from base 1 to 753 and encodes 250 amino acids. The record is from RefSeq and is a predicted model, not a curated record. Gene Ontology annotation, cellular component: endoplasmic reticulum. Gene Ontology annotation, biological process: sterol biosynthetic process. The transcript is spliced from 3 exons. Lineage: Eukaryota; Fungi; Mortierellomycota; Mortierellomycetes; Mortierellales; Mortierellaceae.
AUGCCAGUACCGAGUUACCAAGAGGAUUAUCAUCAACUUUACAAUGACAAUGGCGAGCUGUCAAUUUUCCCAAGCCUUCGCCUUGCUUCCGAAGGCCCCUACCUGUUCCUAUUUGAUUACUCAAUUUCACUGUAUUUCCCUAUUCGAAUGUUGAUCUUAUUUGUUUUGGGUUUCGCAUUCUCACUUGUGGUUGAUCAUCUCCAGACUCAACACAACCUGACCACUUAUCCGAACAAUAUCCAUCAACUCUGGGCCACUGCUUCCUGGUUACCUCCAAUCUGUGGGGUUUCUGCAGUCCUAAUUGGGUCGAUCUACCCGCUUGGCGAUUAUUUAUGGUGGGGACGACGCGUGGUUCGAGACGGUCGCGACUGGUCUAGUGUUAUGAGGUGCUUCGGAGGACUUAUCGGUGUUAAUUAUGCAGCAUCCAAACUUGCGUGGACAAGCAGCCUACAGAUCACUUGUACAUUGGCCCUUAUCUCGGUUGGUCUAUGGUUCUGGUUCGAUUAUACCUUCCAUGGUUUCAUGAUCUCGCUUACAGCCGCCUCCCUUGGCACUAUGGUCGCCUAUAUCCUCGUAUUGAAUGGAUGGUAUAGUUUUACAAGGACGGAUUUUUUCGGUAUUGGGUCGUGGAUUCCUUGCAUCCUAUACUCUUCUUCAGUAUGCUUUGGUAGCAUUGGACGGCAGCUUGAUAUUGUCCCAGCAACAUGGUAUGAUGGUCCAAACACAAUCAAAACGCAACUCAAGAUAGAAUAA